AUGUGCUCGCGGCCUGCGCCUCGAGAGCCCCUGCGCCGUGUGGCAGUGAUCGGGGGCACCCACGGCAAUGAGAUGUCCGGCGUCCACCUGGCGCGGCACUGGCUGCGGGCCCUGGGGGAGCUGCAGAGACCCAGCUUCUCCGCGGUGCCCGUGCUGGCCAACCCAGCGGCCACCGCCGCCUGCCGCCGCUACGUGGACUGUGACCUCAACCGAGCCUUCACCGGCGCCUUCCUCACGGCCAGGGCCCACCCAGAUGACCCAUAUGAGGUGACAAGGGCCCGAGAGCUGAACCAACUGCUGGGACCCAAGGCCUCGGGCCAGGCCUUUGACUUCGUCCUGGACCUGCACAACACCACGGCCAGCAUGGGCACCUGCCUCAUCGCCCGAUCCUCCCACAACGUCUUUGCGAUGCACCUGUGCCGCCACCUACAGCUGCAGAGCCCGGAGCUGCCCUGCCGGGUCUUCCUGUACCAGUUGCCCGGAGAAGAGACUUACAGCGUCAACUCCGUGGCCAAGAGCGGACUGGGCCUGGAGCUGGGCCCCCAGCCUCAGGGAGUGCUGCGGGCUGACCUUCUCGUCAGGAUGAGGGCCUUGGUGGCCGCAGCCCUGGACUUCAUCCAGCUCUUCAACCAGGGCACCGAAUUUCCUGCCUUUGAGUUGGAAGCGUAUAGAAACGUGAGCAGCGUGGACUUCCCACGCACGGAGACCGGGGACCUGGCAGGCACCGUGCAUCCUCAGCUGCAGCUCCUGGCACCCACCGUCCUACUUUCUGUUUACGGAUUUGACAGCUCUAGGGACUUCCUGUAA
Myotis lucifugus (little brown bat) is the source of this 807-nucleotide messenger RNA. RefSeq names its product aminoacylase 3 (gene ACY3). Lineage: Eukaryota; Metazoa; Chordata; Mammalia; Chiroptera; Vespertilionidae. Gene Ontology annotation, molecular function: aminoacylase activity; hydrolase activity, acting on ester bonds. The record is from RefSeq and is a predicted model, not a curated record.